CGUUCUUCUCCCGUUCCCUCCAGAAGCGGGAGAGGAGGUGGUAGCAAGAGCUAGCGUGACUGUGUGAAGAGAGCCUGGGAGGGGGAGCGGGUGCGGGCUUGCAGUCGGCGCGGAGCCUGCCGGCCCGGAGUGUCUCAGCCUUCUCAUUUACGCGCGCCUCUGUCGGCGGCAAAACUAAGACGCUUUUGUUUUUGCUUUAUUCUUGUUGCUUCAAAGACUGGGGCUGAGGCAAAAAAAACCCAAACAAAUCUGAACCAUUUUUAUUGUGACACAACCGUUCGUGGGUUACAGCCUAUUUCGUCAGCUUUGAGGAGUGUUUUCAAUUGAAAGCAGUUUUUUGAGAAGUGUUUUUCAAUUGAAAACACUACAUGGCAGCAAACCGUAAACUCUGCAUUUCGCUGACUCCGCCUCGCCAAUGCAGCUCAGUAGCCGGUGGUUUCCUGCUUUAAUGUGGAUCUGAAGCUUCUGCCGGGCCAGACGCUCGUGCACAGCAAUUUGGGCGAGCAGCGGCAGCAUAAUUCAUGCAUGCAAGCAUGGAGCCCGGUCGCUGCUCAGCCUCCGGCAGGGAUGGAAAGCUGCUCUGCCGGACUCGUCUGCUGCUGUGGAGCCGCCGCUAGAGGCAGGCGGCGGAACGCAGUAGUACUGUUUUCCUCCGACCCUGGCAGCGUGGUUCGCUCGGCCAGUCUUGCCUUAUAGCUUUGGUAAUACCGGCCCAGUUUGCCCAUGAGGACUCUGGCUUGCUGAACUACAAUUCCCAGGCAGCAGCGCGGGACAUCCUGGCCGUCCUGGAGCAAGGAAGGCCUCCGUGCUCACCGGCGGGCUUCCUGUUUUCCAGUUUGGGGCCAGGCGGCUGCUGGUCCCUAGAGUCGGUGUGCUAUUUCCCGGGCCCGGCCGGCCAUGGAGAGCCCCGCAGCCACCUUCACGCUGGCCUACGUGGUGCUGGCCGUGUGCUUCGUGUUUCCGCCCAACGAGUUCCACUUGGCCGGCCUGACGGUGCAGAACUUGCUGGGCGGGUGGCUGGGCAGCGAGGACGCGGCCUUCGUCCAGUACCACCUUCGACGGGGCUCCGGCACUCUCCUUGCCCACUCCCUCCUGCCCCUCGGCUACUACGCUGGCAUGUGCUUUGCAGCACCUGAGAAACAGCUCUGCAACUUUUACCAAGCCCCGGAAAGUUGGAAAGUCUUCUUCUUGAUGGCUAUUCUUACUCCAACAAUUGCUGGAAUCCUAGUAUAUUAUUGGUCACGAAAUGGUUGGAAUAACCAUCCCUUAGUCAGGACGAUUUCCCUUUAUGCUCUCCCACAGUCAGGUUGGAGAGCAGUAGCUUCUUCCAUCAACACAGAAUUCAGAAGGAUUGAUAAAUUUGCUACGGGGGCCCCAGGAGCACGUGUGAUUGUUACGGACACCUGGAUUAUGAAAGUGACUACGUACUGUUUACAUCUUGCCCAACAGAGGGACAUCCAUCUAACUGUGAUAGACUCUAGACAGCAUGAACUCCUGCCAGACUCAAAUAUGCCUGCCCAGUUCCUCACAAUCCGCGUUGCCAGUGUUAAUCCCCAUGUGAAACCUUUUGAUAUCCGAUUGAAUUCAACAGAAUAUGGGGAACUGCGAGAAAAGCUCCAUGCUCCUAUACGUAAUGCUGCUAAUGUGGUGAUCCACCAAAGUCUCAGUGACUUGUUUCUAGAAACCUUUACAUCUUUGGCAGAGAUGAACCAAGCAUAUUCUCUUCCUAGCAAUCAGGAGUUAGAGCCAUGCGUCGGCUGUAUGCAGACGAAUGCAAAUAUCAAGCUUUUGAAGAACUGCCGAGAGCCCAAUGAAGGAGAGUGCCAACAAUGCUACUGUCGUCCCAUGUGGUGCCUGACUUGCAUGGGCAAAUGGUUUGCCAGUCGGCAAGAUCAGCAGCACCCAGAGACCUGGCUUUCAAGCCAUGUGCCUUGUCCAACCUGCCGAGCGAAAUUCUGCAUUUUAGAUGUUUGUAUUAUACGAUGAACAAAUCUUGGGACACUUCCCCUUUAAAUCUGAAUGUACUUCAAAACUGAUGUAUAACAGAAGAAAAAAACUCAUUUUAGUCUUCUGUUUAUGGGAA
Hemicordylus capensis (graceful crag lizard) is the source of this 2083-nucleotide messenger RNA. It is a transcript of the gene TMEM129, whose product is annotated as transmembrane protein 129, E3 ubiquitin ligase. Gene Ontology annotation, biological process: protein ubiquitination. Gene Ontology annotation, cellular component: membrane; endoplasmic reticulum. The transcript has 4 exons. Gene Ontology annotation, molecular function: ubiquitin protein ligase activity. Bases 898 to 1986 code for a protein of 362 amino acids. The record is from RefSeq and is a predicted model, not a curated record. NCBI's taxonomy places the organism in Eukaryota, Metazoa, Chordata, Lepidosauria, Squamata, Cordylidae.